AUGGAUGUGAGUGGCGACCAACCGACAAUCGGCGGCCCCGCCGGGGCUGAGGCAGGCUGCGGGAGCCGGAAGCGGCUAGACGGAUCUUAUGACUUGGAACAGGUGCUCUAUGACGCCUCUAAGAAAGCAAAGAUUUCGGAACAAGAAUUACAAGAGAUACAUGCAAAGAUGAACAAGGGUGCCGAUCCUAACAAAAAAUUGUCUGAACAACAAGCCGGAGCCCUAAGAAGGAUCAUAGAUGGUUGGAAAGUUCGAGGAGAGGUACUUAUCUUGCCUUUCGAGGAAUUCCAAGAGACCAUGUUUAUGAAUGAAGCGGAAUGUCAAAAGUUAUACGAGGAACUUGAAGAAGCCGAGGCAGCCAAACAGCAAGCUAAAGCGCUUAGGAAACUGAAGAUAGCUGAAAAAAAACAAACAGGUAAGCCCGACGAAGAAGACUCAGAUGAAGAACUUCGACAUUGUGAAGUUUGUAUGAAGCUCGUGGACCACUGGUCAUAUCAGUGUCCCUACUUGGACGACGUUCCAAACCCCGAGAACACAACUGUUGGCGAGGGCUAUGAAAUACGUUGCCUUCACUGCAAUAAGUCAGAUCAUGGCCACCCUGAUGGAGGCUGGCCAGGAUAUGCAUGUAAAAAGAGAAGAUAUUAUAGGACAAGGGUGAUGACCCCUGAUGAGGAAGUCUCAGAUUCAGAAUCAGAUGAAGAAGACAAAGAUUCAGAAUCAGAUGAAGAAGACUCAGAUGAAGAAUCAGGUGAAGAGCCUUAA
This is a messenger RNA of Fragaria vesca subsp. vesca, 762 nucleotides long. RefSeq lists its product as uncharacterized. The transcript has 3 exons. The record is from RefSeq and is a predicted model, not a curated record. The coding region runs from base 1 to 762 and encodes 253 amino acids. NCBI's taxonomy places the organism in Eukaryota, Viridiplantae, Streptophyta, Magnoliopsida, Rosales, Rosaceae.